This is a messenger RNA of Symbiodinium necroappetens, 5184 nucleotides long. The record is from the annotation of a GenBank genome assembly. NCBI's taxonomy places the organism in Eukaryota, Dinophyceae, Suessiales, Symbiodiniaceae.
AUGAAGAGGGGUCAUGUGGCCAGGAAGGAGCAGCUCAAGCGUCGAGUGCGUGGGCGUGUUCGGGAGCACACCGAGGUCAUCAAUGACGCGCAGCGUAGCAUAAAGGACAUCGAAGAUGCCAUCACCCAGGUGGAAGGUUGCCAAACGCGGUUGGUCCACAUGCGCUAUGCAAGGUUCGCCGAUCUGAAAGUUUGUGAGAAGCGACUUCAGCUCCGAGAGCGACGGCCGCCGCUUGAGAACUUCCGGGAUGCUGUCGAGGAGGCGCUCGGUCGGGAGCGAGGUGUGCUGGAGCGCUCACGCCAGGAUCUCCUUUCGCUGGAAGCGGAAGCCCAGCAGUUUCUAACAGACCUGCAGGCGAUGCGAGCCGAGCUUUCGCGCGACACGGGAGCUCGCAGGCUUCAGGUGGAGAGCGAAUUGGCGCAGAUGCGAAUGGCAACUGGAGCCAGUGUAUCCUUGCCGGAGGUGGACAAGAAGAACACUCAGCCCCAUCAGGCGAUUAAGCUCCUCUCCGAAGAAGAGGCCAAGUCUUUGAAGCAGCGCUCGAUCGCGGUGAUCAGACAAGCGAGAGAGUUGCCCGACCGGGCGGAUGUCAUGCUUGCACGCAUACGGCAGGAAUCGCACCAGUGCACACACAGAGCUGGCCGCCAGCUGGCCGUGAAGACCCGUGAGCUGGGAGAGUUGAAGAAAACCCUGGAGGAAAACAUACGCGGCGUGGCUGCAACGCUUACGCAGGCGAGGAUGGCUCUCUCCAAGGAAGAGGGCCGACUGGAAACGGUCAUGGGAGACAAAGCUCUGCAGGAAACGCAAGAGCGGGUGAAUGAUUUGACAGCUAUGGUGCAGGAGCUGCAGGACAGCCACAAAGCCUUGGUUGAAGAGCUGCGCUGCAAGGUUGCAGCACUCGACAUCGACAACAGUUGCCGCAGGGUGACUCCACAAGCGGCUGCCGAACCUCCCCAGCAGAAGACUCUCCAACAGUCAGCAAGUGCGCCUAACUUCAGGAAAGGUGAGGCUGUCGAAGACCAGGAGCCAGGAUUACCGCGCCACUUGUCCAUGUUGCAAAAGUUUGGCUCGGAUCAUUUUGGAAGACUGCUCCACGUGGUGAUGCCGCCGGUGUCAACCGUGGCACUUGUAGUGGGUGCUGUGGCAGCGGUCUUGCAGGCUGUCACGGUUUUCAAAAUCCUGAUUGUCUUGGCUCCCCGAUGGAGCAACAGCCGAAGCUUUAUGAAAGAAUGGUGUCGGGAGCUUGUGGUGCAGGCGGAGAGGUGGUUGGGAAGGGUGUCGGGCACGAAGAAGCGCAUCAAGGCCUAUCGAGAUGUGCAAAGAGCUAUUCUUCAGCAGUCUUGUAUAUGCUUUAUGGCUGCUGGUGUGUUUCGCUUCAUACGGAUACAGGUCGAACUUAGCGAGGCCACCGAUCCGGUGUACCUGGCUCUGGACAUUCCUGUUCUGGUAGGCUAUUGGACGAUGCUGACGGUGCUGCUGCUGCCAUGUGAGGUUUCACCAUUUGUUUUGGAUACUCUGCAUGCUGGCAUGCAGCUCCUCUGUGCCAUGGCGCACUUCUUUGCAAACGCGGAGGAUGUGGAAGCAGUUGCGUACCUGACCAUCCUCCCACGGCUGGUUUCUGCCUUAUGGGUUCAGUGGGGCUGGAAAGCGCUUAUUGGGCACUGCCUAUGUAGUGGCGUUCUGUGGUGGCGAGAUCUAGACAUGGUCUACAUCGCCUUCGGAUCUUUGUUUUUUUUAAUGACCCUGACCUGCACACUUCAUGGCUCUAUAUCUCUUGCAGCAGAGCAAUCCGUUCAGUUGAAGACCAAGCGUGCCUCAAUGGAGUCAGCGACAACGCUGAUGAGUGGGAUUUGUGAUUGCGUUAUCGAGCUGGAUGCUUCAUUUAGGCUUUUGGAGGACUCUCCACAACUCGGCACAAUGUUAUUCUGCGAGAACUCUGCUUCAACACUGGCGGGCUCGGACUUCCUGGACCUGGUCACGAGCGAGGAUCGCGAGCGAGUAGAGGAUUUCCUGACGAGUAUUCCGGGCACAAGCAAGGUGUCCCCAACGACGACGACCCGCCUGGUCGACUCUGCUCUAACGCCAAUCAAGACGGAGCUUUACCAGAUGAGCUUCACUGGAGUAGACGGAGGUUCUUGCCGAUUGAUAGGCUUCAAGGAGUCACCGGAUUUCACAGGAAGUACUGUGGCCCCUCUCCGGUCGGACAGCGCCACGCUCACAAUGGCGUCGGAAGCAGCACAAGGGCAGUCGGUAAAUAAAGACUACUCAAUCGUUUUCGAUGCUGUGACUUUCGAAAUUCUUGUUGCCAGCGAUGACUUCGAGAAUCUCUUUGCAAAGUGCACUGGCCACUUCGCUGAUUUCGAAAAGAUGAGUAUAUACGACCUGUCACCAGAUGUGGGCGCCACCUCGCUAAGCAGGCGAAUACAGUCAGCAGUGAACUCUUUGGAUAGUGAUCCUCCGGAGCCGCAGCAGGUGCUUGGGAGCUUUAACCUCUUCGGAGUGUGUACGAUGAAAGCCACUUUGGAGCUGGAGCAUGACCCAUCACUUGCUACUCUUGUUGGCACUUUGCGAUGCAAGGAGCACCGUGAGCAGCCCGUCAGAAGGCCUGAAGGCAACGCUGGCUUGCACUCGCCGCAGAACACCGGCAACGGGACCUAUUUGCCCCCGAUUCAGCCGAAGAGCCCCGCCAUAGCGCAGACUUGUGCGAAGAGCCUGUGCCUGCACGAUCCUUCAGGGAUGGAAUUUGCUUUACAUCUCCAGCUCCGCAUGGAGCCGGUGGUUUGCCGAAGCGGUCUUGACGCGUCUGAGCAAGCCAGCCAAAGCUCGCGGAGCACCAGGCUUCCUUCACGUCGUCUGCGCGGCAGACGCAGCAUUCCACUGGCGACGCGUGGCGAGUGGACUUCGCCAGCCAGGCGAGGCAGAUGGGCCAGGAGGUGCUGGCAGCCCUGGCGGCGCCGACAGAGCCAUCUCCAUUCGAUGAGAUGCACAAUCCGGAGGUGCCGUCGGCGCCCACGCCUCGGCGGCCUACGCUUGGAGGCAGCCGUGUCAAAGAGAACAGAGAGGAAGCGCCGCAAGCGAGUGCGGCGCGAGAGGCCAAGGUGGAGGCCAAGGUGGAUUCCGAGGAGAAAGUUGAGGAAAUCUUCGGCCCCUUCAUCGCCAAAGACUGCGCCCGGGAAAAAGUCAUUAUUUUCGGCGGUGAAAGCCCUCAUGCAAGUCACUCGGGAGGAGGAGAAAACUGAAGGGCAGAAGCUAGCACAGAUGCUUGGUGCCGUCGAUCGACGCUCUGCUUCGCCUUCAGUGCAAUCCGACCUCCAAUCCGACCUGCAAAGUCGGCCCAGUGAUCAGACCGACCCGAAUUCAUCCCGGAGAGGGUCGCCAGAGCCAGGCGGGCACCGCAAAUCCAACCCGAACAAGGCUGCCAGGUCACAGACCGCCCUCGUGAAAGCUGCGGCUGCCUUCAAGUCUGCACUCAGUGCAGUUGCAGGUGCAACGGACACGACGACGGGUGGCAACCGGCGCCUCUCGGUCGCCGAGCGUAUGGCGAUGACGUCAGGAUCACGACCCACUGACAAGGACAAGGAGUCAGCAGAGGAGCGUUCGGACGCUCGACAGGAGGGCGAGCAGCGCGAGAGCAGCUGGCGGACCAAUCCAGAAAAUUGUUUGCGACACUUCGUGCGGGAGCAAGUGCUAGCCGACGAGCUGGAAGUAGAAAGAUGUUGGCUCAUCUUAGCACAGCGAUGCGGUGGUCAAGAGGCGGAGGCGAAAAAGCCCGAGACUCCUGUCCCUGAGUUUGCCACGCAGCGGCGGGAGAGGGGUCACGGACGUUGGAAGUGGCAAUCGCAGCCGUUCGAGGCACCCCUUUGUUCUUUCCAAGAACUGGUCAAUGUGGAGAACAAUCCGAUGCCGCUCUCCGAGGCGAUGGAACGAGUCCGAAGCAUGGCCGGUGGUCAGAACUUCACUUGGGAAAGGCUGCAUAUCAGCUUUCCGAUCGUUCUGUGGUACCAGCACAGCUGGGAGAAUGAGAUCAAGAAGUCGAGGACUUCGUGUGUCGUCUCAUUCGUGCACAAGCCUGGCUGUGCCUUUGUUUACCAGCCCACAGUGCCAGUUACGACCCUGUUGAUCGAGCCAAAGCAGCUGUUCCGCCCUAUGUUCCAGUUUGAUCCUCGAUCGUUCCAUACCUUCAAGCUUGCAUGGCGACAUUACUUGGACUUUGGCAGCACCGACUACAGAGUUAUUGUUGGAGGCGAGUUGGAAAGAUGGUGCCAGCGUUGCAAGACUGCCAUUGAAAAGCCCUUCAAUGCGGUUUACUGGCUACUGCUCAUGAUCGGUUCGCACUACCGAGAAAGUUUGGCGAGUCGGAGGGUCGUUUCCAAGCUGGAAGACCCACCAGAACAGGUUCCCAUCAUUUGCAUUGACUCCUUCGUGGCAUUGUCGGCGCUCCUUUUCUCCCCAGAGCGGCAGGUGCUUUAUGCGGGUGUCGAUCCGACCCCAUCGUACCUCCGAUGGUUGCAGUACAUUGGGGAUCAGUACAACUCGAACAAGGCUUCUGGUACGAAGGACAGCCGCACAGUGUUCGAGAUGAACGAAUUUCUUGACUUUCCGGCAAUUAUCAUUUUCUAUGGACGGCCACAGCAUCGGGGUCGAGAGUCUGAACCACUGGCAUGGGUCAACAGCCCAUCCUUGAUCAAAAGCUACAUUGCCAGAUAUUCAGAAGACAACAAAUGUGGCUGCCAACUGGAGCCAGCCGCUCGACUCUACACCUACUCCUGCUCGUUGGGCUGCUGCACCACCAGCACAAGCAACGACGCGGAGAAGGCGAUCAAUGAUGCAGAGAAAUGGUACUGCUGGAAUGGCCUCAAGGUGUGUGAGAUCGGGGUGCCAGUGCCCCACACGCAAGCGUCGUUCUUGUCUCCUUUCGUCACGACGAGGCAAGUAGCCUUCCUGUGUCCGGUACAUGGGCCUGACAGACUCGCGAAGAGCACUUCGCCGCGGUCACACCGCCAAGUCCAUCGCGGUGACAGCAAGAACAGCGUGGCGGCAUCACACUUGGAUGGAGAAGGGGGUGAUAUUGAAGAGCAAACGCGAUCAAGCUCACAGAAGACCAUGUCUCUCGUCUCCAACAUGGACGGUGGCCUGGAGAGUGGCGCUCCAUCGGAAGUCGCAUCUGAAGCCGGGGAUGACGAG